CGGAGAAAUUUACGAAGAUAGUAAAACAAAGCAAAGUGUAAUAGUGAGUACGAACCAUUACGCAAAUUGUCGUCCAGGAAUGAUAUGCUUCAUGAGGUGAAGUUCGUUCAUAAGUUCUAAGUACUCCAACAAUUGGGACUUAUCUAAAUGUAUAAGUGAGAAUUCCUAGAAUCUUACUUCGCGAUUAAUUAAUUUUUUUUACGAACUGAAGGUUUGAUGGCGUUUGAGCCGGAUUCUGCUAUUUCUGCAGGGAAUGAACUAGAAGAGCAUUUAAAUUAUUUGCUAUAUUCUCCAGAAAAAGAUGUACUGAAAAGAGAACAUCUAGUAGUUGGGAACUAUUCGGAGCAAGGGGAACCAUGGGCAAAGAAACUUAAAGGUGAGGAUUCUACAGCAUGGCCUUCUGAUCACACUGAACACCAUGUCCGAGAAGUAGAUAUAGAGGAACAGGAUCCAAAGAAGAGUGUUUCAGAUGUAUUGAAUUCGUCUUACAAAAGAGGAGCUGACGAACCAUUACUAUCUGAAGUUGCAUCUAGUUGGUAUAUGAGAAAAACGUCUGAAACUAGUUCGCAUACAGAGAAAAUUGAGAAAGCUAUAGCUGACUUGUUAGAAGGCGAAGACCAAGAGACUUCUUUGCAACAAGUGGCAAUACAGCUUGCUACCUCAAAGUACGAAAAAUACCAUGUUCUAUUCCCUGAAGAAGCUUUACGGGAUCCAUCAGAACUAUGUGAUUUGUUGAAGAAAGUUUUAGUAAAUUCUGUCCAAAGUUCCAUGGAGUCGGGAAGUCAACCCUUUUUUCAGUUACGACAAGCCAUCAAUGGCAAUCUUAUUGUGAGCACUAUUCAGACGACUCCUCUGUAUUCGCAGAAUAUAUUGGACUCUUCACCUGCUUUGCAUGAGGAAGCCUCCAUUCUGUCAAACAGUGUGCCUGUUCCAGAGUCAGCGUCUUUGGAAGGUCCUUUCCAAUGGAUCCGGAACAAUGAGCAAACAAAACUGAACGGUUUCACUGCGGAAGAAGACGAUGACUUGAUCGAAAAUCCUCUCGGAGUAAUAGAAGAAGAAUCACAUACUUCUGAAAAUCCCAAUGUUAACACAAAUAUCAAAACGGAUAAUGACACAAUUCCUUUUUACGCCGAAGAUGAAAACUGGAGGAAUAAGUUCUUAGCUGCAUAUUCAGGUGAGGAUAGUUUACCUUCCAUUGAAGAUAUUCCUCCUAGUUCUGAGUCACUACCUCCGCUUUUUGAAUGAUACUGUUUCGACUGAUGUAGGUCAUUUAUUUUGUAAUUAAAUGGCAGGAUUUUGAGUUAUUUACAAUUGGACUCAUCGUCUAUAUGGAGUUGCUAUCUCUCAGUUUACUUUCUAUUUAUUUUAUAACCGGUUACACACGAAGCUUUCUACUAUAUUAGUUUUAACUAGACACAAACAACGUCAUUUCUUACGGUAAUAGGAAAAAUAUGGAUCUACAUAAUUUUGUAGAACGUAAAAAUUAAUAUUAUUAAAUGACUUUUGUUUCACCAA
Messenger RNA from Schizosaccharomyces octosporus yFS286, 1515 nucleotides. RefSeq lists its product as uncharacterized. The record is from RefSeq and is a predicted model, not a curated record. Lineage: Eukaryota; Fungi; Ascomycota; Schizosaccharomycetes; Schizosaccharomycetales; Schizosaccharomycetaceae. The transcript has a single exon. Bases 217 to 1245 code for a protein of 342 amino acids.